AUGCUAGCCGAUGUUUCACAGAAACGGAACGGUGUGAAGUGUGUAUUUGCCGAUGUCGAGCAUAUCGACCAAUUCAGCGCUUCCGCCAUCGAUGAUUUACUGGCCACAGUUUCCUCCACUAUAGAGGAAGCGCAGGCGCAGGGGAAUCCGGUCAAAGUGAUUAUGAUGUGCAAUCCGCAUAACCCGGUCGGAAGGUGCUACGAUGCCGAAGUCAUGGGGGCGAUACGGCAAUUUUGCCAUCAACGUGGACUACAUUUGGUCGUGGAUGAGAUAUAUGCGCUAUCGGCCUUUGGGGAAACAUUCUAUAGCGCAUUGAGCUUGGAGGAGAUGCCAACGGACAACGUGCAUGUCUUAUACGGGAUAAGCAAGGACUGGGGUUGCAACGGGCUGCGGAUGGGUUUCAUGAUUUCAUACAACGAGCAUGUUAUAACAACACUGAAACGAGCUGUCGGGCGUCUCACCCGAUUCUCUUACUUAUCCGAAGAUUUCUUUGUCUCAUUCAUGUCGGACCAUGCCUUCAUUGACGAUGUAUACAUCCCCACACUUCGUCAACGCUUGAUCGCAACACGGACAAAGGCCAUCAAGUUUCUUACAGAGUACAAAAUCCCGUACAUCCCGUCAACUGCCGGAUAUUACUUAUGGAUUGAUCUGAGUCGCUGGGCGAACAUGUUCGAAGAGCGCAAUUCAGAGACGCCGGAUAUUCAAUUGGUGCGGCAAAUGGUUAAGCAUGGAGUGUUCGUGCAGCCAAACAAAGCGUUCAUAUCAAAGGAGAAAGGUCGGUUUCGCAUUGGAUUUAGCCGUGAUGCAGUGACUUUGAGUGAGGGUUUAGAGCGGUUGCGACGGGCAUUGGGAGAGGUGGAAAGCAAGUAA
This is a messenger RNA of Aspergillus melleus, 870 nucleotides long. Its product is annotated as pyridoxal phosphate-dependent aminotransferase. The record is from RefSeq and is a predicted model, not a curated record. The coding region runs from base 1 to 870 and encodes 289 amino acids. Gene Ontology annotation, molecular function: transaminase activity; pyridoxal phosphate binding. NCBI's taxonomy places the organism in Eukaryota, Fungi, Ascomycota, Eurotiomycetes, Eurotiales, Aspergillaceae. The transcript is spliced from 4 exons. Gene Ontology annotation, biological process: biosynthetic process; amino acid metabolic process.